This is a messenger RNA of Magallana angulata, 397 nucleotides long. Its product is annotated as serine protease inhibitor Cvsi-2-like. The coding region runs from base 119 to 376 and encodes 85 amino acids. The record is from RefSeq and is a predicted model, not a curated record. The transcript has 3 exons. Lineage: Eukaryota; Metazoa; Mollusca; Bivalvia; Ostreida; Ostreidae.
UCUUAUCUAUCUAUAUACUCUCUCGAAAUACCAAAUUUCAUGACGUUCGUGACGGUAUCGGCCUAUAUAAGUUUAUAAUCAGUGGUUGCGAGAGUACCAACCCUACCUAGUCUCAACAAUGAAGGUGGCCAUUCUUUUCGCUGUUCUGUGUGUUGUUCACUAUACAUGUGCUGAAACAUGUUCGGCCACUGCCGAUUGUCAGAAUACCAAGUGUGACGCAGCCCAUGAUUUGGAGUGCCAUCGUGGCCAGUGCACAUGCGUCAAUCACUCCACCUCAUGUACUACUGCUUCCGACUGCUCUGGAACCUGUCAUAUCUUUGGACGUAACGGAAGAUGGCACUGUAUUGAUGCAAAAUGCCGCUGCUUCUUCGUCUAAUAAAUUAGAUAUAACGUAUAA